Hippoglossus stenolepis (Pacific halibut) is the source of this 7651-nucleotide messenger RNA. It is a transcript of the gene slc5a6a, whose product is annotated as solute carrier family 5 member 6a. Gene Ontology annotation, cellular component: membrane. The record is from RefSeq and is a predicted model, not a curated record. Bases 401 to 2323 code for a protein of 640 amino acids. Gene Ontology annotation, molecular function: sodium-dependent multivitamin transmembrane transporter activity. Lineage: Eukaryota; Metazoa; Chordata; Actinopteri; Pleuronectiformes; Pleuronectidae. The transcript is spliced from 18 exons. Gene Ontology annotation, biological process: sodium ion transport; biotin transport; pantothenate transmembrane transport.
AUGUCAGUCGGAAAAAGCAGGAGAGAGAUGUGACCUACACGGCUGCGCCUCCAUGAAUGCGCACAGGGAGGGUUGGAUGAUGUCGGAGAAGCUUCAUCUAAGUCUUUUUUUCUAAACUCGAGAGUGUCGGUGGUCAGAUGGAGCAGUGGAGAAUAUUCCAGUGAAGAUAAACACGCGGAGCAGUGAUCAUGAUGGGAUUGGACUAAGACAUCCCCCUCCAGUGCACUCACCUCUGAGUGGCCAGUGUGUCCCAGCAGCAGCAGCAGCAGCAGCUUGAUCCCAGUAGCUCUCAGUCGGUCUUCCUGUUGGUGAAGUGCUUUCAUUGACAUCUUAACCAGCGUCAGGGGCUGUGCUCCCAUCAGCUUUCACUGCCCCGACCCUCUCCACAUACAGGGUCAUCAUGGGGGAGAUAGUCCAGAUGCAAUUCAGUACGGUGGACUAUGUCAUCUUUGCCUUGCUGCUGGUGGCCUCAGCUGGCAUCGGCCUCUUUUAUGCCUUCUCCGGUGGACGCCAACGCACAACACAGGAGUUCCUGAUGGCCGACCGCUCCAUGAGCUGCCUCCCUGUGUCGCUGUCCCUGCUUGCCACCUUCCAGUCAGCGGUGGCCAUCCUGGGGGCUCCGUCUGAGGUGUACACCUUUGGAACUCAGUACUGGUUCCUGGGCUGCUCCUACUUUUUGGGCCUGCUCAUCCCAGCUCACAUUUUUAUACCAAUCUUCUACAGGCUGCGGCUGUCCAGUGCCUAUGAGUAUCUGGAGCUGCGCUUUAACAAGACGGUUCGCAUAUGUGGGACUGUGACGUUCAUCUUCCAGAUGGUCAUUUAUAUGGGAGUGGUCCUAUAUGCUCCAGCCUUGGCCCUUAAUGUAGUGACAGGCUUUGACCUUUGGGGGGCAGUGCUUGCCAUGGGAUUGGUGUGCACUUUGUACACAGCUCUGGGGGGUCUGAAGGCGGUGAUGUGGACUGAUGUGUUCCAGACCGUGGUGAUGUUUGUGGGACAGCUGGCAGUGAUUAUAGUUGGGGCCAGUCAGGCAGGGGGCAUUGGAGAGGUCUGGAGGAAAGCAACCAAUGGCAGCCGCAUUUCUGGACUAGACCUGAACCCAGACCCUCUAGAGCGUCACACCUUCUGGACUCUGGGUGUGGGGGGAGUCUUCCUGAUGCUCGCUCUGUACGGGGUCAACCAGGCCCAGGUCCAGAGAUACCUCAGCGCACGCUCAGAGAAAGAAGCAGUCAUGUCCUGCUAUGUCGUCUUCCCAUGCCAGCAGAUCGUCCUGUGUUUAGGUUGUCUGAUGGGUCUGGUCAUGUUUGCUCGCUAUGGAGAGGACAGCCCUCUGGACAAGGGCUACGUCAAAACGAAUGAUCAGAUGGUGCUUUACUUUGUGAUGGAUGUAUUCAGGGAUCUGCCCGGGCUCCCAGGCCUGUUUGUAGCCUGUCUCUUCAGUGGUGCUCUCAGCACUAUCUCAUCAGCCUUCAAUUCCCUGGCUACAGUAACUAUGGAGGACCUGAUUAAACCUUAUUUUCCAAACAUGACUGAAGCCAAAGCCACACUGCUGUCUAAAGGACUUGCCUUGGCCUAUGGCCUGGUGUGCUUGGCUAUGGCCUACAUCGCCUCCUUAAUGGGAUCUGUGCUGCAGGCAGCCUUCAGUAUCUUCGGGAUGGUGGGUGGUCCCCUGCUCGGCCUCUUCUGUCUAGGAAUUUUCUUCCCCUGGGCAAACUCGAUUGGUGCAUUGGUCGGUUUGUUUACGGGCCUCGCCAUGGCCUUCUGGAUCGGCAUUGGCAGUUUUGUGAUGCGUAUGUCAGCUUCCACCUCAGCACCCCUUCUCAACACCACUGCUCUGCCCCUGUUUGGCAACAUGACCACCGCUGUCAUGACCACACUGGUUAGCACGGCCAAGCCAAGGCCGACAGGUGUGGAGGCGCUCUACUCAUUGUCCUACAUGUGGUACAGUGCUCACAACUCAACCACUGUGGUGGUGGUCGGACUAAUAGUCAGCUUUUUAACAGGACCCAUGAAGGAGAAGGAGCUGACCCCCGGCACAGUGUUUCCAGUCCUGGGCACGCUGCUCUUCUUUCUGCCUGAGCGCUACAGAGAAAAGCUCUGCUGUGUCACUCCUCUGACUCCGAAGCCCAAAGAAAUCAGCACGCAACCUUAUCUCAUGGCCAAGAAAGACAGCAACGGAGCGGCGCACUGCAAAGACGACUCGGUCGCAGAGGACAAAGAGACGGAAGGCGACAGAACACAGACACAGGACGGAGACCUGGGAAUUAAGAUCGCUCUGUCCUCGAGCCCUCCGACGACCCAGACAGUUCAGGAGACGUCCUUGUGAUCAUUUUCUCAUUUCUUAAUAACACACACACUCAUACACCCUUUGAAUGACAGUGGUUGAGCCAGUUUCUUUGAGGGAGAUGCAGCUAAAGACAGAUCAUAGAUGUGGAGUCUAAUCUGAAGGUGUUUGGCUGUUGGUGUUUUACACUGACAGAAUCAGUAGAAAGAUAUAAUAGAAAGGGCUUCUGGACUUCAGUAUCUGUGUAGAUGUGGGUUUUUUUUUACCUACCCUUUCCCAAUUACUAAAAACUGGAAGCUAACUUUUGCCAAGCCGGAACAGAGCGUACGCACAAAAGACAGCGAUCCAUAAAGGAACUAGUCUGCUGGUGUCUGUUUCCGACUCCGAUGCUUCAGGGUCUGUCCAGAUGUGUGCAGAUGCUCUGUGUGCAGUUUGAAGUUAGGAAACUGGGCAGCUCCUUUGCACAAUGAGCUGUUCCACUGUGGCUGGAUCCUGUCAUUACGUUUGACAAAAGAAAAAUUAUAAUUCAGGUAGAUGUAAAUGUGUUAUUUUUGUAGAGAGAGAAGGUGGAACCAUAGAAUCCCAGAAUAUGUAUCAGAGAAUAUAAUAUGAAAAGAAAAUAAUGUCUAGAGAGACUGAACUCCACUUGAAGGCAUGACACGCCUGUGCUACUGUGAUAGGGUAGUGUCUUUACAUGACCUUGGUUUAAUACUAAUAGUCGCCCUCUAGCUGCUAUUAUACGUCUCGUGACAAAUUUUAUUAUAAUUAAUCAUCACUGGCUGAGGUGUUGGACCUAUAAAAUGCAGCAUAUUGCAUAAACCACUACUGUAAAUGUAGUGUCCAUGUUCAGUUGUUGGAACUCUUGAGCAAAAUAUUUAAAAGAUGUUCCGACCCCUUGACUUUUAACAUACAUGUUUACGUUGUAGCUUUAUGCUGAAAUAAAAAAAAAGUUCCUUGCCAAUCAUUACUCAUUUUUCCAGAAUGAUAAACUGAAACUGAAUUUUAGAAUUAGUUUUCUUAAUUUAAAAGGAAAAACUGAAAUAUAAUAUAUAUAUAUAUAUAAGUACUCAGACACAUCUCAGGUUCCUCCCCUUUCUCUUUAUCGUCUUUGAGAUGUUUCUACACCUUGACUGAGUUCAUUUAGUAGACGUGAGUAGUGUAUGUAAUGUCUCACAGCUGAGGAUGUAAAUAAGUGUACAAACCGAGCUAUCAGGUGGAAGGAGCUGCCCGUAGAGCUCAGAGACAGGAUUGUGUCUUGGGGAGGGCUGCAACAAAACUAGUGCUUCACUGAAGUUCUCAAAGAGCCACAGUGGCCUCCAUAACUCUUAGAAGAAAGAAGUUUGGAACUACUCUGACUCUUCCUAGAAUUGUCAGGCCAAACAGAGCAGUCAUGGGGAGGAGAGACUUGGUAAGAGAAGUGAUUGGAUACUAAAUGUACAUUGAUGUGAGACAAUAGUUUUUAUUUUAGCAUAAAACUGCAACAUAACAAAAUGUGAAAAGUGAAGGGGUCUGUAACCUUAAGAAUUCACUGUAACUUUUAAAACUGUAUCCUUUUACCUGAGACACGUGUGUUAAAAGAAACGGUUUGAGGAGUAGAGUGAAUCUGUUGAUCAGGGGAGUUUGUUUUUUAAUGGACACUUCACAGAACAAUGUGCUGCUUAAAAUACACAGUUCUGUAGUUUUCCAUUGUGUUCUAAUCAGUGUUGUGUUGCUCAAACACAACCCCAUGAAAUGAAGUUCCUCACUGACCUGGUGUCAGCGCUCCAUACCUUUUUAUUAGGUAUCUUUGGUUUCCCUUCGAUUUAAAACUGUACAGCACUAGUUAUUCAGUGACAUCUAUAAACAUCACUGUUCAUCCCCACAGUUUCCGUGGGUUUGCAGCCGCUCACAUCCGAUGUGACUGCCCUGGAUAAAGCACAGCUCUGCUCAGAAUGCCACACAGAAGCCGUCUGGUCCUUCAGAUGGACCUACCAUCAGGCAUCUCCUCCAUGUAUUUGCCUCUGAAGAUGGUUCAGUCUUCUCUGAUUGUUUUGUAUUGUGAACAUUAUAAAGUGCAUCUUUUUUUCUUAAAUUUGAGGUCGUCAGUGCCAUGUUGCGUAAUAGUGUGUGGCUUGGACUGUUUUUAACACGGUCAAGCUCGUCAUCGUAAUCGUCUGAAUUUUUUGGAAUCACAGAAUUCUUGAACAUCACCACUUCACCAUUUUAAGUCAUUCAUUGCCACUGUGAUGUGUUGUGUGUGCACGUGAGUUCAAUGUUUUCAGUCUGUAUGGUCUAUGCUCUUUGACAGUGGACUCCAUGUCAAGAGCCUGUGGUGAUGUGAUACAAUGUGUCUGUUUUCUGCAGGUUAUGGUGAGUACCUGUCUCGGUCGCCUUACACCUUCCUCCUUAAAGCAACACUAUGUAACGGUUACCGAGCAGCAGCGCCCUCUGCUGCCACACGUGGUGAUUAUUCUGUUGGGCUCCGUGUCUGAGCGAUUAAGUGCUUUUCAUGUAUAGUAAAAAGGUGCCCCCCCAAUGGGCGUCUUGCAAGAACUGAAAACAUUUAAUAUUAGGUAGUGAGAACCAGUGAUUUAGGAGAACUUGCUGCUUUUACGUUUUUUUUUCCUGGUACGAACAGAAUUGACGAGUUGUCCAGACUUAUUUCAUUAGUUCGAAACAAUUACAUUCACAUAAUAUACAAAUUAGCCCUCGUAAUUAUGUUGACAUUUACGGUUUAACUCUGCAAUACGAUUCUAAACCGCUCUGCUUUAGUCGGUCUCUGAUGCUGCUAAAAAGUCCAGACUUUUCUCUCUGAAAUCAAGACUUCGUUUUUUUUACUUUGAUGUCAUUUUCAUGACUGAACACUGCUGACAUGGGGCAGGAUGGUAUGUGUUGUAUGGUGUAAUUAGGGCAUCAAGUAUGCUAACUUGCUAUCCUUGUGCCUGCUCGGUCAAAUACGACAUUUAUCAUGUUUCCACACCUGAUUAACACACGAUGCUGUAAGAGCAAGUGUUUCUUGACUCUGACGUGUUAUGUUCGUACAAACUGACCAUACGAAGAGAUGUAGGAGAAAUUCAGGACAAGAAUAGAAGCAUGUUCUUGCAUGAGGCCCAAUGUGUUGACCGAGAUCUGCGUAAUGCUAUUGGCUGAACCUAAUCACAACUGAGCGGUGGAUAUUACCCACGAUCCCCGGCUUCCUUAACCAGAAGAGCUGCUGCUGUAACAAAUCCACCAAACUCUGUUUAGAAAAUCCUAAAUAUUUGAGGUUUUCUUGCUGAAUAUAUAUAUGAAUAUUUAUAUGAUAAACGCUUUAACGUUUGAAUGACUUCUUAGUCUUUUGCACUGGUCUACAGUUCUGCAUUAUUUUGAACUUGUUGGACCUGAUUCUGACAAUUUAUCUUUAUUUUAUUUAAUUUAUUAAAUAUUGGUCAGUUCCACACUUUUCACAGGAGAUUGUAUCCGCUCACACAUCCGCAGAUGUUCAGAGUGAAGAGUGGACAUGAAAGGAAACAUUUUCCCUUUUCAAAGUCACUGAACCAUCAAACUCAUUUUGAUACUUUUAAGGUAAAACAAGUUGCAUAGUGUUGCUUUAACUUCUCAGUUACAGUUGUAUUCUAAGUACUCACCAGACAAUCAAAGUCACACAGUUCAGCAGCAGAAUUUUGAAUCUGCUUAGUUAAUGUCAUUGCUCUGAAAAGGAUUAUGGACCUUGGGGACCUCUGAUCCCUCUGCUUGAAUGUUGAGCCCUUUAAAACCGGCCUAUUACACAACCAACAUGUUUGUACCAUCACCCUGACAUUUAGAAAUACCUCAAUUUAUCCCAAAGCAUAUAGAAUAUGAAUCUUCUUUCAUGUUUUAUACUUUUUUUUUUUAUUUUACCAACAGAUGUAUUUGAGAUCUCAUUUGUAUAUUUUUGUAAUUUCACGUAAAAGCCUGCGAACAUUUCAUGAAAUGUGAAAUUCUAUAUGCAAGAACCAUGAAAUGUUUUAAUUUUGUCAGUGAAUGUCAGACAGAAUGGGGGAAUGUGACAGUCCACAUGAAGAUCUCCACGAACUGGAGCAUCGCACAUGUUAUUAGCGUUACUUCAGAGCACUAGCAUCUUCUGCCUUAGACAGCAUUUCAUUGUUCCUCCCCAAAUUCUAACUGUCCUAUUCAGGCAUUUUUCAAAACAUUUAAUGGUUCCAAGAGAUUUUUUUUUACCUACUUUUAAAUUCCAUGUGCCUGCGUGUACUUUAUUUAUGAUUGCAUUUUGUGGAAUCCUCCUUCAUACCUGAAAUUACUUGAAGUGUGAGUCUGAGAUGUUAAUGAUACACAAUUAAAGCCCUUCUUUAAAAUUAGGGAACAUAAUUCAAGUGCUGUCAUUAAUUAUAAUAAUAAUAAUGUCCUUUCUAAACUCUGACUGCUAACGCACCUAAUAAAGCACAAUGAGGUCAGUGCUCGGUAGCCAUGCUACUGGAGAAGAACCUGACUGAAGCCAUCAGUUGGUGUAAAGCAAUUCAGAUACGUCUUCAUGAUGAUGUGUAGCUUUUAGACUUUCUGCAAGAACCUGAAUAUUUUAUCAUUUGUGGCCUUUUUUACUGGAACGCACAAUAAUACAGCUGAGAAUAUGGUUUGUGAAAGAGGAGCAGGGACACUUAGUAAUUUCCAGCAACAAUAAAUAUUGUUUUGAACAAUAUUUAUUAUAUUUGUUGUCCCACCCACCAAGAAUUCUUCCUGCAAUGCAUUCCAAAAAAACCAAAACACAACCCCAGAAGCACUGGAGUCACCAUAUGGUUCCUCUGCUUUGGUCUGUGCCUUCAUUAUUAUUAUUUUUAUAAUUUUUUUAAGUAUCCUGUGAAGUUUUCAUCCACAGCCCAGGUCUGAACCAUGAGACGUCUGUCCCAGAGUGGAACAAACCUGGAUGACUGAAUGAAUAAAUAAAUUGUACACAUGUAAUAAUUUAUUUCUGCAAUAAUGCAUAACACUGUUUUACUCUCUCUAAUGACAAAGGAGAAUCCUGAGCUACAAUGGUGUGGUAAUGGUCCUGUGGGUAGGAAACGUAGGUGAUUAAAACAAAUAACCAGCAUUUAGUGAGAAAGUCUUUUAUCCAUCAUUCAACAUGUGUCUGCUACAAAUGAGCUACUGGUAUUUAGCAGCAGAAGAAGAAGCACAUGAACAUAUUUAUCUUCUAAUAUGAUGAGAGCAAUAACUGGAGUUAUUGCAAAAUAUAAAAAAAAACCAUCAACUAAUCGUUCUUCAGUCAUUUCUGUUGGAUUUAAAUUAUAUUGUUAAAUGUACGAGCACUUCUGAGACGCCCCUUUAACUGUUUCCCUGUCGUUUGGAUGUAUGAAAAUCUGAUUUAUAAGUCGUACCUGAAAUGAGAUGUUAUUAAAAAAUUCUAUCAUUCGUUCA